Messenger RNA from Jaculus jaculus (lesser Egyptian jerboa), 4535 nucleotides. RefSeq names its product zinc finger X-linked protein ZXDB-like. Gene Ontology annotation, molecular function: transcription coregulator activity. Gene Ontology annotation, biological process: regulation of transcription by RNA polymerase II. NCBI's taxonomy places the organism in Eukaryota, Metazoa, Chordata, Mammalia, Rodentia, Dipodidae. The record is from RefSeq and is a predicted model, not a curated record. Gene Ontology annotation, cellular component: nucleus. The transcript has a single exon. The coding region runs from base 1 to 2442 and encodes 813 amino acids.
AUGGAAAUCCCGAGGCUGCUCCAGGCUCGCGGGCCACCCCAGAGCGGAGGCGGCGGCGGCGGCUGCUGCCCGGCGGCCGGCGGCGGGGUCCACCGAGGCCCGGGCUCUGUGGCUUGUCAGGUCCCCGCGCGCCGCCUCCUGCUGCUCCGGGGGGCCCAAGAUGGCGGGCCCGGGCCGCGGAGCGAGGAGGCCCACAGGGCCGCACGGGGCCCGGGCCCGAGCCCGGGUCCCAGCCCGUUGGCGCCGAGGCCGGAUCACCCGAGCGGCGGCGGCGGCGACGACUUCUUCCUGUUGCUGCUCGACCCGGUGGGUGACGAGGUGGAAACGGCGGGCGCGGAUCCGGCCGGAGGGCCCGUGUGGAGGGAGGAGGCCGAGGCGGGCCUGGGGCCCGAGGGGAGCGAGAGCCGUGCUCAGCCCGCGGGCCGCCCGGCGCCGGGCCCCCGCUGCCCGCCCGUGGUCUCGGCCCCGGUGCCGGUGCCGGUGCCGGUGCCGGCCCCAGGCCCGGGCUCGGGCCCAGCGACGGCCUUCGCGGGCACCAUCACCAUCCACAACCAGGACCUGCUGCUGCGCUUUGAGAACGGCGUCCUCACCCUGACCACGCCCCCGCUGCCCGCCUGGGAGCCUGGGGUCGCGCCUGGCCCGCAGGCCGGGGGUCUCCUGGCCCCGCAGGCGCAGGCCGGGUUUCCGGCCGCCUCGCAGCUGGGCGACUGCCCCGAGCUGCCGCCGGACCUCCUGCUGGCAGAGCCCGCGGAGCCCGCGGCCGGCCCGGCGCCCGCGGAGGAGGCGGAAGGCCGGGCCGCCGCCCAGAGCCCCCGCGGGCCGCUCGUCCCGGGCCCGGGCGUGGUGCUCUACCUGUGCCCGGAGGCGCAGUGCGGACAGACCUUCGCCAAGAAGCACCAGCUGAAGGUGCACCUGCUGACGCACAGCAGCAGCCAGGGCCAGCGGCCCUUCAAGUGCCCCCUGAGCGGCUGCGGCUGGACCUUCACCACGUCGUACAAGCUCAAGAGGCACCUGCAGUCUCACGACAAGCUGCGGCCCUUCGGCUGCCCGGCCGAGGGCUGUGGCAAGAGCUUCACCACCGUGUACAACCUCAAGGCGCACAUGAAGGGCCAUGAGCAGGAGAACUCCUUCAAGUGCGAGGUGUGCGAGGACAGCUUCCCCACGCAGGCCAAGCUGAGCACCCACCAGCGCAGCCACUUUGAGCCCGAGAGGCCUUACCAGUGUGCUUUCUCCGGCUGCAAGAAGACCUUCAUCACGGUCAGUGCCCUCUUCUCCCACAACCGUGCCCAUUUCAGGGAGCAGGAGCUCUUCGCCUGCUCCUUCCCUGGCUGCAGCAAACAGUACGACAAGGCUUGUAGGCUCAAGAUCCACCUGCGCAGCCACACUGGCGAGAGACCCUUCCUGUGUGACUUCGACGGCUGUGGCUGGAACUUUACCAGCAUGUCCAAGCUCCUGAGGCACAAAAGGAAGCAUGAUGACGACCGCAGGUUCAUAUGUCCCGUAGAAGGCUGCGGCAAGUCUUUCACGAGGGCUGAACAUCUGAAAGGGCACAGCAUAACCCACCUGGGCACAAAACCUUUCGUGUGUCCCGUCGAAGGCUGCUGCGCCAGGUUCUCUGCUCGGAGUAGCCUCUACAUUCACUCCAAGAAGCACCUGCAGGACGUGGACACUUGGAAAAGCCGCUGCCCCGUUUCCACCUGCAACAAACUCUUCACGUCCAAGCACAGCAUGAAGACCCACAUGGCCAAAAGGCACCACCUCGGCCAGGAUCUCUUGGCCCAGCUAGAAGCUGCGAAUUCUCUCACGCCCAGCAGCGAGCUUACCAGUCAGGGACACAGCGACCUCAGUGGCGCAGAGAUGGUGUCUCUCUUCUCCGAUGUGCCUGGCGGUGGUUCUGCCGCAGUGCUGGACACGGCGCUGGUUAAUUCUGGAAUCUUGACCAUUGACGUGGCAUCUGUGAACUCGACCCUGGCAGGGAGUCUCCCUGCUGACCAUAAUCAUUCCUUGGGGCAGGCUGUGGAUGCGCGGGCCUUGAGGGCCACCAGUGACCUUCCUCAGAGCCUGGAUACCUCUCUCUUUUUCGGAACCACGGCCACUGGUUUUCAGCAGAGCCCCUUAGAUAUGGAUGAUGUCGCCGGUGGGGGUGUGGGGCUCUUUGGCUCUUUGGCCAUGAAAAACUCGAAUCCAGAGCCCCAGGCCUUGACACCCAGCAAUAAGUUGACAGUGGACACUGAGGCCCUGACUCCCUCCAGCACCCUCUGUGAAAACAGUGUCUCCGAACUACUGACGCCAGCCAAAGCAGAUUGGAACUUACAGCCUGACUCUGACUUCUUUGGGCAGGAGGAGGAAACCCACUUUGGAUUCUCCAACCCAGCAGGGCACCAUUGUUCUCACAAAGAAACAGACCUUAUCACAGUGACUGGAGGCUCGUUUUUGGUAUGAACCAAAACUCUACUUGUCCCUUGCCGUGUGGCUCGCUUUUAUUACACUCAGUUUGGAGGGUAUUCUUCCGCAUUGAAGGCUUACAGGCACUCAUUGCUUCCUGGUGUGCAAAAGAACACAUCCCUGGACUGCCAAGGUUGGAGAGAGAUGUCAGUGCCCAUCUUGAGUCUGGAACUGACAAGUUCUGGGACCCUGAGCAAGUCCUUUAACCUAACUGAGCCUUAAUUUUCUUACUUACAGAAAGGAGGUGGUUUGAAUUGAUUGCUUCUCUGAUAAUUUCACCUCUAUUUUUAUGAUUUUUCUGCUCCUUUUGGAAAACUGUAGGGUAUUUUACAAUGAUUGUAUAUGCUUAUAUAUAUAAGAAAAGGACAUUGCCCCUUUUGAACAUUAUAAAAGGGAGGAACUGGUGUUUAAAUUUUUUUAUGGUAAAUUUCCAUAGUUCUCUGGUAUUAAUUAUUAGUACAGUACAAAACCGAUAAAAUGUGAGUUGUUUUUAUCUUUUCAGAACUCUAGUGUCAUUUUUCCUUCUAUUGCUUCUCUUUCCUCUCCCUCUGCUCUCCUCCUUUGUUGUUUCUUUUUCACGGCUUUGAUAUAAUACAAAAACUGAAAUAUUGUUUUCUUCCCGAUUUAAUAAGUGGCCUUAUCUACUUAGUCUUGCAGAGCCUUACUUUCCUAGUUUUAAAAUAGUCAAAGAAGUGUACAUUCUCCUGGUACACAUUAAACCUUUUCUAUGGUAGUAAUUGGUAUUGAAAGUAAAAUCUUAUAUUUUGGCUUUGGUGAAUCUAUUAUGUUUCUGGUCCCCAUAGCUCCCUUCUCAAAGUGAAGUUUCCAAAAUGUAAUAUACUUUUGCAGGCAAUGAAGUUUAUGAUGGUUCAGAAGCAUAGAUGAGAAUUUAUUUCUUCCAUAAAUUAUGAAUGCAUUUCUUUCUAUAUGUUUCUUAUGUAAUACUGCCCGCAGUUCCAUUAGUCACAUUUGCUAGUGCCUGCUCUGGGUUCACAGCCAGCUCUUUGCCUGACUGUAUAGUCUACUGUUCCAAUAAAGUCUGGGAAUGGGCCUGAGGGAAAUUUUUUCUCCUUUGCCCUGGAGACAACAUUGCUUGCCCUCUCUGUAAUGAGAGCUUUGGUCUGCCCUAUGUUGAAAUAUUAUUAAUAUUAACAUGAACAGUAAAAAUUUAUAUAGAACUGGCUCAAUUACUGUAUUUCAUCCUCACAAUCCUGUUUUUAUGACAAAGUCUGAACUUCAACUGACAUUAAAAUUUAACUGAUACCACAAAUGAAUUUAAUUUAGUAAAUAUUAAUAUAUAUGCAUACAUAUUGCAAAAUAAGGAGGAAAUAUUUCUACCUCUUCUAUUCCAUUUUUCUGAAUUUCAUGAUCAUUUUGUUUAUGAAUAUUUGAUCUGUUCUACCCAAAUCUGUACCUGUUGCAUUCUGUCUGUCCUGGUUCCCCUUUACUCUAUUCCUUUGUAUAUGUACCUCAGUCCUUGCAACCUCUCUGUUUUAUUUAUUAUUUUAAUUAGAUAGAUCUCUUUUGUGGUUACCAUUUCUCAAGUCAUUUUCUGCAUGGUCCAUUCUUUAGUCAGUAUUUACUACAGUCAGUGCAUUCACUGAGAAAUUAUUUUCUGGAUUCAGAUGUAGUGUUUACAAGAAUCAAAUGAUGAGGGGGUUAUUUUGUAUAAGUUCUGGUGGCAAGUGUUUCUACUUUUCAAAAUUUCUUUCACUAUGUAGUUCAGCUAGCAGAUACUAUUAGUUGUUUUAAAACAUUCAAAUUCAGUACUGUGUGCAUGUAGAUACUUGAGGAUAAUAAUUGUCAUAGUACUCUGACAGUAUACUUUAUAAUUUGCCACUUUGAAAUGCAUCUGUACUAUCUUUAUAAUUUUUAAUUGGUUGUACUUAUUCAGUAAAAAGGUGAAAAUAUACAUAAAUUUGUAAUUCAAAGAAGUAGUCAAAAUUUUAUUGUGUCCAAGCAUUUAAGAGGUAACAGCACUUUGGAAAAAAAAUUUAAGCCUGUUUUAGAAAUGCAUGUCCACUAGAAAAAAAUAAUAAUUUCUUGUAAUCUCCUUUUCCCAAUAAAAUGACUGCAGAGGCCUGACAUAA